This is a messenger RNA of Thalassophryne amazonica, 3012 nucleotides long. RefSeq lists its product as uncharacterized. Lineage: Eukaryota; Metazoa; Chordata; Actinopteri; Batrachoidiformes; Batrachoididae. Bases 377 to 1369 code for a protein of 330 amino acids. The transcript is spliced from 2 exons. The record is from RefSeq and is a predicted model, not a curated record.
CUCCUUUCACUUCAUCUUUUUCCUUUGGGUUUAAGGACGCGCCUCACCGUCCAGAUUUUAUGACCCUUUGUCUGAAGCCACGUGCUACUUAAGACUAAUUCUUGUUUGGCGUACCGACAAGAAUUUACUUUAUUUUUCCGACAGAUAACUAUUGCAACCUUUGACAAGUUAAACGCGCUGGGUGCAGUUAACUUCCUUUUUUUGAAUUUUCAAAUUAAGACCCUUUUUCUUCUUAAAAAUCUUUACGAACCUUUUCUUCCAAAGUCAACUCUUUUUGCAUUGAAUUCUGAUUCGACCAAGGUUCCAAAAGACGACGACAAAAGACGAAUUUUUGAUAGAGAAUAAAGACGCUCAAACUUUUAUUCUGACGAGCCAUAUGCCAGAGCGCUGCAGAAGAAAAACAUCCAGGUCAGCUAAGACGUCCCAAAGCGACUUGAACUUCCACCGCGAAAUCACAGCAAUAACAGGAUGCAUCCCCGCCACUGACGAGACCGAGCGGGUUGGACCGGCAGAGCCUUUGUCAAUGUCCCUGACGAAUCUGUGUGACAAAGCGUCGACUGAACCAGAUGAUUCCAGCAUCGGACCUCACGAAGACGGCGCAAAGAUGACCUGGUUCAUGACCCUGCUGCUCUUCAGCACAACCGUCGCCAACAGCUCCCCAGACGUGGUUGAAUUUGGACCAGAAUCGGGCAUCGUCCUGAAGGACCAGCCUGGCUUAUUGAUAACAAACUGCCGCCUGCACACACAGAGGGUGUUCGUCAGGCUCGACCCCACAGAAGUGUACAGGGCCAACUUCGCCAGCAGUACAGUGAACCUGGUCUCCUGGGCAGGUAGCCGGUGGACCAAGUCUGUCCUGAAGCACGCUGAGGCAGACAUAGUCAACACGCUAUGCCAGAUGGAGAAGUUCACAGUAACACAGGCAGAACUGAGUGGACUCAACAAAAGAGAGAAGAGGUUCAUUGGAGGUCUGCUAAAGGCAGCCUCAGCUGUAGGAUCCCUCUUCAGUUUUGGCUUAUCAGCAGUUAACACUGUCACACUAUCAACGGUAAAGAGACACGUUAGCGAGCUCCAAGAGAGAGAAGGUCUUGAGACCAUCGGACAAACUGUACGAGACACCGUGGUAAUCCUUAGCACCCAUACCAACGUGCUCAAAAAGACCGUAAGCAUAAUUGACCAGCUAACGUCAGUGUUGCAGGAAGACUAUGCACACACACAGAUGUUGAAUAUGCUCAUGGCAGACAUGACCAGGGAUGUUGAAUUUUCCAUUGACAGCCUCGCCGUCGGUAGGAUUAGACCUUACAUUGUCCCUUUAACCCUGGUCCACCAAAUUCUCGAGUCCGCAACUCAUAGUCUAGUCACGCCGUUAUAAGCUCACCUCGCGUACGCAUUGGGAAGCUCAAUCCCAAACUAUGUAGACCCGGAGGAUCUUGAAAUGGCGUUUCUAAUUAACUUACUGAUUGUCACUACAGAAAACAUUUACAGGCUCAAAAGUGUCGUGAACGUAGGUCUCUGGCAAGGAGACAAUCACCUUAAGAUCCACACACCACCCGUAGUGGCUUUUAACGACGCUAACCCUGAGCUAUACUUAGUGCCAAAUCUCAAAAUGUGCACUGUCACGAAGGACAUUCAUUAUUUGUGUCCCAGCAAACCAUUCAUCCGAGAUGACACUGCCGGCAUCUGCGGUCUCAAAACACUGGGACAAAUCGUUGUCAAACGACCAUCACGCCGUUCCGCCAAGUCACGGACACUCAGGUAGAAAUAGCAGGAUAACGCUGGUUGGUCAACACCCCCGAAAAAUCAGCCCUACUAGUGUACAACCGUCAUGACACUUCGACUCGCAUCGAACUUCCGGGUCAUGGUACCCGAAAACGCCCUGCUCCAUAUUGGUGAGGUAUCUCUCUAUUAUCACCUGCAUCCUGACCAAUACGAAGGAGCCAUCGAAGUGUCCGACUUUUACAAUCAAACCGUUAUCGAAAUAGACCAACAGACUCUGGAGAAAAUCCAGUAUGAGGGUUCGCAAGUCAUUGACGUGGCCCCAAUAGAAGCGGAAUGUUGGAACCUCGCUGAUUUAUAUAUAUAUAAACUAGACAAAGGAACUCCAGAAACUACAUUACCCAGAGUCCUUGGGGGUGGAGCUUAUUAACCCUUUAAAAGAGCUCGCGCCCGGGAACUCGCUGUCUUUUUCUCCGGCUCUUUUCUCUUUUCACUUUUGCUCCUUUCACUUUAUCUUUUUCCUUUGGGUUUAAGGACGCGCCUCGCCGUCCAGAUUUUAUGACCCUUUGUCUGAAGCCACGUGCUACUUAAGACUAAUUCUUGUUUGGCGUACCGACAAGAAUUUAUUUUUCCGACAGAUAACUUUUGCAACCUUUGUCAAGUUAAACGCACUGGGUGCAGUUAACUUCCUUUUUUUGAAUUUUCAAAUUAAGACCCUUUUUCUUCUUAAAAAUCUAAAUUCCUUUACAAACCUUUUCUUCCAAAGUCAACUCUUUUUGCAUUGAAUUCUGAUUCAACCAAGCUUCUAAAAGAUGACGACGAAAGACGAAUUUUUGAUUUUUGAUAGAGAAUAAAGACGCUCACACUUUUAUUCUGACGAGCCAUACGCCAGAGCGCUGCAGAAGAAAAAAAUCCAGGUCAGCGACUUGAACUGCCACCGUGAAAUCACAGCAAUAACAGGAUUCAUCCCCGCCACUGACGAGACCGAGCGGGUCGGACCGGCAGAGCCUUUGUCAAGGUCCCUGACGAAGCUGUGUGGUGGACAAACCGUCGACUGAACCAGACGAUUCCAGCAUCGGACCUCAAGAAGAUGGCGCAAAGUAAGACCGGGCUAUGUUGUCAGAUAAACAGAGUGGCUUUAACUCUAUUCAAAAUCAUUAACUCUCUCUCUGGUUAACAAAUACCAAAGUAAACUACCUGUUACAUUAGGACGAAUUUUACUCCAAAACCCCCGCUACGAAACCAAACGAACAGAACAUUGUAUAAUCAUUGCUAAUUGAAUGUCGUCAUAAUUAAAUU